CUUGAAAAAAGUAGCAUAGAGCCAUUGAAUGCUCCCACGCGGUUUUGAGAGGCACAAAGAGAGCCAUUGCUCCAAACCUAAGCUGACUUUGCCCUUCUUUCUUCCCUAUAACAGUUAAUGCUUUUGCUGUCAACUUUUGACUAUUUGCCUUCACUCUCUUUCUUCAGUCAGCGACCCUUCACACACUCUUCUUCCCUUCCUUUUUCACUAUUUAUACAGCCUUCAUUUUGACCCUUCCCUUGGCUCAUUGCAAUUGCAAGCAAGGAAAAAACCAAGAGAUCUUAUAUAUAUACCUAUAGCCAUAGCUAUAUAUCAUAAAACUAUAUACAUAGAACAAGCCAAGAUGGGAAGGCCACCUUGUUGUGAUAAAGGUGUGAAGAAAGGGCCUUGGACUCCUGAAGAAGAUAUCAUUUUGGUGUCUUACAUACAGGACCAUGGUCCUGGAAAUUGGAAAGCUGUUCCCACCAAUACUGGGUUGUCAAGGUGCAGCAAGAGUUGUAGACUUAGAUGGACUAAUUAUCUGAGGCCAGGGAUCAAAAGGGGUAACUUCACUGAACAGGAGGAGAAGAUUAUAAUCCAUCUUCAAGCACUUUUAGGGAACAGAUGGGCUGCUAUAGCUGCAUACCUACCACAAAGAACAGAUAAUGACAUCAAAAACUACUGGAACACAUAUCUGAAGAAAAAGCUGAACAAAUUGGAAGCAAGUGGUUCUGAAGGAAGCAUGGGGCAUGUUGGGGUUUCAGUUUCUCAGUCAAUGUCCAGAGGGCAGUGGGAAAGAAGGCUUCAAACGGAUAUUCACAUGGCCAAGAAAGCUCUCAGUGAAGCUCUUUCACCGAAGAAAACAUGUUCUAGUUCUACCUUUUUGGCUGAGUUAAACUCAAACAUUUCCAAUGAUAACAGCACCACAAAACCAGCACAAUCCAUAAGCUAUGCCUCGAGUGCUGACAACAUAGCUCGUUUGUUGAAGGGGUGGAUGAAGAACACACCAAAGCGUGCUAAUACUCAAAACUCCUUCGUCAACAACUUGGCUGGUGCAGGAGCUGACACUGCUUCCAGUGAAGGAACAACAACAAAGGGAAGCACAAGCACAAAUAAUUCUUUGGAGUUGUCUGAGACUUUUGAGAGCUUGUUUGGUUAUGAGUCUUUGGAGUCUUCAAAUUCUGAGUUUUCGCCAUCUCUUUCUCCUGAGGGAACUCUCUUCCAAGAUGAGAGCAAGCCUGAUAUUACUGCCAUAGACAUGCCUUUCUCUUUGCUUGAGAAAUGGCUUCUGGAUGAUUCUGGUGUUCAAGAGAAACUUGGCUUCUAGAUUAGUUAUAUAGUUCAAUUUCUUGCUUUUUCUUAGUUAUAGGAGACUCACUUUGGCCUUCAACUUCAACCCCUUUUGGUCCUAGAAGUGUAUAUUCCAAUCCAAUAUUAACAUUAUUAUAUUAUCAUAUCCUACAUAGUUAAAUGUCUUGCUGUAAAACUUUGUUGUUCUUAAUCACAACUUCAAUGGUGUUAAAGAAAA
This is a messenger RNA of Vigna unguiculata (cowpea), 1507 nucleotides long. RefSeq names its product transcription factor MYB30-like. The record is from RefSeq and is a predicted model, not a curated record. Gene Ontology annotation, biological process: response to auxin. Lineage: Eukaryota; Viridiplantae; Streptophyta; Magnoliopsida; Fabales; Fabaceae.